Molecule: messenger RNA, 1397 nt
Organism: Corticium candelabrum
Lineage: Eukaryota; Metazoa; Porifera; Homoscleromorpha; Homosclerophorida; Plakinidae
Exons: 1
Coding region: 135-1190 (351 amino acids)
Molecular function (GO): GTP binding
Source: RefSeq, a predicted model, not a curated record
GUCCGCGAAAACCUGGAAUUAUCAACAUCAUAAAGGAAGGACUGCUUGAGAGAGUUCAAGAAGUAGUAGAAACUAAUUGGAACAUACUGGAAGCUAGCUUUGAAAAAAUAAGAGGGUCGGAAACGGAUAACGAAAUGGAAAGAGAGCUUGAUAAUCAUGCAGAAGCUACAGAACGCGCGCGUCCGAUUAACAUCUUAUGUGUCGGCAAAACUGGAGCAGGCAAGUCAACCCUUGCAAAUGCUUUACUUGGGAAGGUCGGUCGAGGCGAAGGAAGUGCUGAAACGAGACGAGGAGGUAAAUCCGUUACGACAGAAACAAAAAAAAUUGAAAGUCAGGAUGGGAUGCAUUCGUUUAGUUUCUGGGACACGCCUGGACCAACUAAAAGCUCAGAAGACCGCAAAAAGUUUAAACAGAUCCUCAAGGAUAUCAAAAAGGAGAAGGGAAAAAUAGAUUUGCUUAUUUUUUGCGCUCCAGCACACGAAUCACGCGAUUGUCCUGAGAAUAGCACCAUUCUAGAGAAUCUUACCAAAGAAUGUGGCAAGAAUAUUUGGAAUAACGCAGUUAUUGCGUUUACUCAGGCCAAUCUAGUCGAGGAUCCCGACCACGCAACAACAACAGCAGCAUACUUUCACAAACAAUGUGUUUCUGAGAUGACCAAGAAGUACCGCACAAUUCUCGUCCGCGAGUGUGGCUUGACUUCCGAGCAAACAGAAAAGGUUCCUUGUGUUCCAUUGGGAAAACAGGCAAAAACUUACCUCCCUGAUGGUACCGCAUGGAAGAAGAAUUUCUGGAUGACCUGCGUAAGUGCAACCUCUAAAGACGUUAGAGGAAUUCUCUUUAGCUCAGGUCUUAUUGAUUCUGAUCGAUUUGCUGUACCCAUCAAUGGAAUCGACAAGGUACGAAUGGCGCUAGGAUUAACCAGUGGUUCAAUUGGAGGUGCCGCUGUUGGGAUUGGUACGGGCAUAGGAAUCGCAAUCAGAAUUGGAGUCGCAGCCGGUACCAUAGCAGCUGCUCCUACUGGACCAGGAAUAGCUAUUGGAGCUGCAGUGGGACUUGUAGGCGGGAUAGGAGUUGGUGCCGCAGUGUACAUUGGCAUGCGUACUUACGGACGUUACAAGGCUGAAAAACGAGUGAAGCAGUACCACAACAGGAUUGGUGACUGCGAAGACGCUAAACAGCCUGAAGGAUAAUGUGACUCAAUUGCGACUUCUCUAGAGAUGGAACAAAAAACUGUGACGUUCUACUUGUAGUACAGUAGUUCAAUCAAUGAGGCACUAAUGUAAAAUAUAUGUAUAGCAUGUAUAGUUAUGCUGUACUUAGUGAGCAACAGUUUAGUUGGCAAUUGUCUGUUGCUAUCCAAUAUCACUACUGCAAUCUACUGCCAGUUUGACGCUGCA